AUGGUAACGACUGGUCAAAUACAAGCCAUUAUUCCGUAUCCGGUGUUGGAUGAUUUGGCGACGAUAGAGUCUGAUAUUGAUAAUGAUAUCCAGAUUGUUUUGGACUGGAUGAGCCCGACAAUUCCACUGACGUUUGACCCCAAAUUUUCGUUACCCAAAUAUAAGGAGCCUUCACAUCGUGUUAGGCUGGCGAUUAAGAGCUGUUUAAAGGACCAAGAGGAUCAAUUCCGGUUUAUGAACAUAUACUUGAACUCGGUUAACUUGAAACUUUGGGAGUUUACACCAAAAGAUUUUACAUUUGUCGAUUAUAUCGACUUCAUCAAGCUUUUAGCACAUCAUCUUGAUCAAGUCAAUUUGAACAAAACAAGCCUUUUUAAUGAUAAAUUCCAAACAAUACUAACGCUAUAUCUAUCUAAAAAGACGGAUUUUUUUCAACAUCUUAGGGAAUUCUUUGACAAGUCGCUAUUUCAAAAUCAUGCGCCAACAGCAUUAAACCUCCAUGAUGUGGUUUCAACUUUAGUUUCGGUUGGAUUGUCUGAUUACUUGAAUGAGAUUGUCGUGGAGCUAGCGAUUACCAAAAUACGGAACUUCACUUUGCAAGUGUGCACUGGCAACUGGGAAAGACCCCUACUACACACAAUCAAUUCAUAUAUCGAAAAUGAAAUAUAUCCCAGCUUUUCACUUGUUACAGAAUCAAACUUGACUCAGGAACUAGUGAAGCUAGCUCAUGGCGUAUUAGUCACUCAAAGAAUAAAAGAAAUAUACCCAUUAGUUGCCGCAUACCCUUAUAGCGAGAAUGCACUUGUGGAGCUACAAAUUUGCUUGCUGGAAGCGAACCGCGAGCCGGCAUCGUCUAGAAGCGAGCUAGUAAAGCAUUUUAUUGAAGGAUGUCAAAAAAACCUUUUGCAUGCCGGUGUGAACACCGUGGAUGUAAUCAUCACCUACACCAAAACCAUCAAGUCGUUUUUGUUGAUUGAUCCUAGAGGCGUGCUAUUGGAUAAGGUAGUGAGGCCAAUACGUAAAUAUUUGAAAUCAAGAGAAGAUAUUUUCACCAAAUUAGUCCACGGAUUGUUGGAUACAUCGCCGUCUAACAAAUUGAUAGAGUUGGCGCAACAGUUGAAUAACUCGGGUCGCUCAGAGAAGCAAAAGUGUGCCUACCAUGAUUUGUCAUGGAUACCAGAUCCAUUUGACGCCUUGCCUGAUUUCAAGAGAGAAAAAGUCAGCGAUAUAAUAGAGUCACUCCUUUCCAUUUUCGAAUCAAAGGAAAUAUUCAUUCAAGAGUUUACAAAUUUAUUUGGAAAGCAACUAAUCGAGUCCAGACAUGUGAAUGAAAUUGAUUCAAAAUUGGAUGUUUUAAAAUUGAGAUUUGGUAAGAAUAGCUUUACCACUUUGGAUAUCAUGAUUCGCGACUUCAAAAAUAGUCCAUCGCAAUUUGGCAUCUUGUCUCAUUUGUACUGGACAACUCUUUUAGAUGGUACGGACUUUAAAGUUCCAAAAGAAAUGGAAUCGGUUUUCCAAGACUUUCAAGAAAAGCACAAAAAGGAAGGAAGGAUUUUGAAGCUCGUGCCGAGUUUGGGUACCGUUAAAUUAAAACUUGAUUUGAAAAACGGAGAAAGUCGCUUGUUUGAAGUGAGUCCAGAGAAAGCUGCUAUUGUCUUACAAUUCAAUGAAAAAGAAAAUGAACGUUCUGUCUAUCAAAUUGCCGAAACUUUGAAUAUGCCUCUGUUCAUGGUAAAUGAGGGAUUGGCGUACUGGGUGAAAGAAGGGAUUCUAAUUGCCCUAACCCCAAGCUUGUACAUUGCUGAGUAA
Molecule: messenger RNA, 1809 nt
Organism: Lodderomyces oxycetoniae
Lineage: Eukaryota; Fungi; Ascomycota; Pichiomycetes; Serinales; Debaryomycetaceae
Product: anaphase promoting complex subunit 2
Exons: 1
Coding region: 1-1809 (602 amino acids)
Biological process (GO): protein K11-linked ubiquitination; ubiquitin-dependent protein catabolic process; metaphase/anaphase transition of mitotic cell cycle
Cellular component (GO): anaphase-promoting complex
Molecular function (GO): ubiquitin protein ligase binding
Source: RefSeq, a predicted model, not a curated record